AUGGACGACUUUCGUUUGAUUUUUGCACAGACGCCAAUCCCGACAUGCGAUGGAGGGUACUGUAACCUUGCAGUGGAUGUUCUCCGUGAUGUUCUGAUGGAUAUAAUUGUCGCAAAGAAGGUGUUUCAGACAACUAAAGAGAAGAAUUGGAUUCAUAUCAAGAAGUUUUUCAAGUCAGUUGAAAAAUACUUUGAUCGGACCAGAGGAGUUUACUUCAUUGAUUUGAAGAAUGUCAAAACAAUCAAGGAGUUAUGGGAAAACGAAUACAACUCUCACUUGAAGCAUUCCUUGUCGAGCUCAAAACUGAUGAAGACUUCAAAAAAGAAUCUAGCAGUGGUGCAGUGCCAAAUCAACAGUCUUGUCAGAAAAGUGCCAACGCUAUUGGAAUUCAUUCAUAAACAAGGAGCAUGUGACAGGUUGAGUAUCGUGGGAUGUGAAUUGUGUGAUGGGAAAACACUGACUGAGGAUUCUGCUCAGCCCCAAGGAUCUGAAAAAAAAGAAGAUGCACUGCAGAAGAAAAUGAAGCCGCAAUCAUCAAAAGAGACACAGUCAGAACCUGAAAAAUUGAAUUCGGAAGUAGCGAAAUCUGAUGUGACCAUUGAAAAACCAUCAACUGAAGAAAAGCCAUCCCAGAAAAAGAAAAUGUCAAAAAAGACUAAACAACCCAACCCACCUGAAGAAGCCAAACCAGAACCGAAAGAAUCGAAUGCCUGUCCAAAAUGCGAACGAGCUGGAAAAUUCACGCGAGAAGCCAAUGAGAAGUUGAGACUUUCGAAGAUUGAAGUGAAGCAACUGAAGAAGGAUCUUAUCAGAAAUCAACUGGAAAACGAGGAAAUCAAACAAAAAGUGAUGGACAAGGAUGAGAAAAUUCGGAUGUUGGAGAUACUUCUGGAAGAGAAGGAUGACGUCAUCAGGGAGCAGGAGGAAAAGUUAAAAGAACAAGCGACAAUAAUUCAGAGGUUUCAGAGAGUUGAAAAGGAAGACGAUACUCAAACUGUAUUCGAUGAGAAAAUUGAAAAGAUCAAAAGUGUCCAAUCCAACCUGCUUUCUAUCAAAGAAACACUGGAAGUUGAAAAUCCGGUAUUUAAGUGUGCUGAACUAAUGCACCGAUUCAUCAUGAACACCGAAAAUGAGGAAACAAAACAAAUGGCAAAAAUGGAGAUGAGAAGAUUUGAAAAGGAGGCUACAGAAUAUACAGAAGCUGUGGAAGAUCGACUUGCCAUGAUUCAAUGCAAUCAAUUCGACGCAGCCGAAGAAAUCCCCAAACUAUCGGAGUUCCCUGUAUUCUCUCAAGAAUUUCGAAGCACAUUUGAAAAUAUUAUGAAAUCGAGACCGCCCGUGAUUUGCCUACAACUCCUAUCAUCGUCAGAAAACGCUUCAGAUGAGUUAGAAGACACCGAGUGUGUGAUCUGUCUUAACAACAUGGACAUAGAGAAUGAUACUACGAAAUGUGUGUAUUGCAAGAGGAGAUAUCACAACGGAUGUAUUCAAGAUUGGCUGAAAGUGAAGAUGAUUUGUCCAACUUGCGAUUCAGGACUUUUGGAUGAGGAGGAGUUCCCAGUGUUGGUCUAA
Molecule: messenger RNA, 1572 nt
Organism: Caenorhabditis remanei
Lineage: Eukaryota; Metazoa; Nematoda; Chromadorea; Rhabditida; Rhabditidae
Exons: 1
Coding region: 1-1572 (523 amino acids)
Biological process (GO): innate immune response
Cellular component (GO): membrane raft
Source: RefSeq, a predicted model, not a curated record